AUGCAUUGCCUUUCUGACAAUAACUUCUCAUCAAACAUCUCAGUUCUGAAUGUUCUUUUAUCUCCCAUCAACUCUUCUUAUUUACCCAUCGUGGAAUCUUCAAUCCAAAAUCUUAGAUUCUCUGUAUCAAGCACAAAAGCAAAACCUUUGGCAAUAAUCACUCCUCUAGAAUACUCUCACGUUCAAGCAACAGUCAUAUGUUGCAAACGAGAUGGAAUACAAAUGAGGAUUCGAAGAGGCGGCCAUGAUUUCGAGGGCACAUCCUAUAAGUCUGAAGUUCCAUUCAUCAUACUUGAUCUGAGAAAUCCUAGGUCAAUUAGCGUUGAUAUUGAAGGAAAUAGUGCUUGGGUUGAGUCUGGUGCAACAAUCGGCGACUUGCAGUAUUCCAUUGCUGAGAAAAGUUGUACUCAUGCCUUUCCUACUGGGAACUACCCAGGCGUUGGUGUUGGUGGACACUUCAGUGGUGGUGGAGUAGGUAACCUGAUCAGAAUGUAUGGACUAGCUGCUGAUAAUGUCAUUGAUGCAAUCAUGGUUGAUGUAAGUGGUCUAAUUCUUGACUGGGAAUCGAUGGGAACCAUGGUUCGAAGUCUCGGCCGAGACCGAGACGACUCGGUCGAGUCGUCACCGUCUCGGCCCUUACCGAUACGAUACCGUGACGAAACGAUACCGAAAUACUUGACUCGCCGAAAAAUCGGCCGAGUCGUCGCCGUGACGGAUUGA
This is a messenger RNA of Coffea eugenioides, 720 nucleotides long. Its product is annotated as tetrahydrocannabinolic acid synthase-like. The record is from RefSeq and is a predicted model, not a curated record. The coding region runs from base 1 to 720 and encodes 239 amino acids. NCBI's taxonomy places the organism in Eukaryota, Viridiplantae, Streptophyta, Magnoliopsida, Gentianales, Rubiaceae. Gene Ontology annotation, molecular function: FAD binding. The transcript has a single exon.